AUGGCGGAACGCGAGAUUACAAAUGAAGUUCAUGAGCACCCUUUAGCCGCCAUAUUUAGGCCAACCUCUUUCUUCUGUGAUGUUUGUCGCAUUGAAAACUCUCCAUUUCCAACGCCAAAUGGGCUUAUUGUUGUGCUCCGUGUAGAUAUUUUCUCCACAGGUGGUGAAAAUGAGAAUGAAGUUGAUCAAUCAAUCGACCCAAAUCUGCUACACUUACCGGUGACCGAUGGUUUCUUAGAACUGUUUAGACAUUUUGCUAAACAAAUCAAUCUUGAAAAUACUGAGAGAGAGGCAAAGCUCAUCCAUUGGAGUCAUGAGCAUCCACUAAUCCUUUUUAAUGUACAAAAGGACGAUGAUAUCAAAGAUGAGAUUACGUUAUGUGAUGGUUGCGUGCAACCAAUAUCAUUUCCAUUUUAUCAUUGUGGUCAAUGCAACUAUUUUCUCCAUUUAAGUUGCGUCAACUUACCACAAGAAUUGCAUCGUCCAAUUCACGAUGAACACCCAAUGAAACUUUUUCAGGGUACAAAAUUCUACGAGACCUUCUGCUGCGAUGCUUGCCGCGUAUGCACCAACGGAUUCUUCUACACAUGUGAAACAUGUGAAUUCAUCCUUGAUGUCAAAUGUGCUUUCCUACCUUCUUCGAUUGCAUAUCAAGCUCACAAGCAUCCAAUGGUUCAAAUGAAUGGUUCAAAAGAUUUCUGUGAUGGAUGUUAUUUCAAGUUCUCUACAAGCGGAUUUAAAUGUGAUGAUUGCAAGUUCAAAAUAUGUCACGAGGAUGCUCUACUCCCACGUACCAUCAGGCAUAGAUGGGACAAACAUCCCCCAACCCUGUACUAUCCUCCAUUUAGUGAUCAUCCUGGAAUUUCAGCAAAAUCAAUAGUUGGUAAGCUGGAUAGAAAAGAGAAGUAUGCUCAACAGGCAAUGUUGGGCUAG
This is a messenger RNA of Ilex paraguariensis (yerba mate), 933 nucleotides long. NCBI's taxonomy places the organism in Eukaryota, Viridiplantae, Streptophyta, Magnoliopsida, Aquifoliales, Aquifoliaceae. The record is from the annotation of a GenBank genome assembly.